AUGGAGCUGUACCUCAGCGCCUGUUCGAAGGCGGCCAACGUCGCCGCCGCCAAGACGGCCGCCAGUAGCCUCGCCGCAGAUACCCAGCAGUGCGGAGAUGGUGCGCACAAAACCCACUUUCCCGGCGUGGGAGCUGCUCAACUACUGGAUCUGCCUCUUGGGGUGAAGCUGCCUGUGAUCCCUGGAAGUGACACUGUGUUCUUUACCACAAAUAUAAGUGAAAAGCUUUUUCGACCUUCUUAUGGUUUUAACCUGACUGAUCCUUAUUGCCGACUAUUUGAAAACCAAUAUAAAAGUCUCCAUGAUCCACAUUUAAGAGCAUACUAUAAACGCAAAGAUAUCUUGAGAAGAUUAAAGAAAGGUGGCUAUAUCACCAGCAAUAAUAAAAUUGUAUGUACCUUGAGGGAAUUGAAUAAGUACAGGCAAUAUCUUACCAGUUUAAAAUUGGAUUUUGAAAGAAACUAUAUUAGAGAACAAAAAAUGCUUGCAAAACAGUUACAUAAACUACAAGAAAGUCAAAUCCCUGGAUGUUCUGGUAUUACACACUUCCAAAAUUGGUUGUUACAAGAAGGCCCCCAAUCUGUUAAGGACCGGGAGCGUUCAAUAAGGCACAGAUACUUGGAUAUGAUAAGUAGGGAACUGGAACAACGUGAGCGCACAGCAGAAGAGCAACGCCUGCUUCGGAUGGAUAGAGAAGAAAGACAACAGCGGGAACAUACAAGAAGAAAAUUAAGUCUUCGAAGAAAAAUUGAAGAGGAAUGGAAGAUAAAAGAGAUGCUGCUUCUGACACGAAUUGAAGAAGAUGUUAAAAGGGAGCAGAGGAUAGAAGAACAACGACGAAAAACCAGAGAAGAGAGUGACAGGAAGAAGCAAGCCCUUCUAGAGAAAAAAAUGGCUUAUCAUUUACAAAAAAUGCAAGAAACUGGUUUUAAAGAAGAAGAUACAGGGAAAAGUACAUUUGAAUAUAGAGGACAAGAUGGAACACUUGCAUCUCCAAAGAAGAAAAAGAAAAAUUCUGAUGAUAUAAAGUUACUGUUUCCUGCUGAUGACCAGAAAAUAUAUAAAGAAGUAUAUGGACAAGCAAAUGCUGCUUACCAUUCUCAAAGUAGUUCUAAGACUGUUGUAAAAAAAUCAACUUCAGUUGUUGUUCCACCAGAUGUACAGGAUAAUGAUACAGAAAAAAAGCUAACUAAAAAAUCAAGUAUUUUUGAUGCUAGAGGAGCUAUAAACAUGUCUACUCAAGAAUCAGUCAUUACAGCUCAAACAUCACCCACAAAAAAUUUUCCUAGAUCUUCACAGUCCCUUUUGGAUCCUCAAAAAGGAGAGAAACGUACAAAUGUUGAUUGGAAUGGAAGAACAACCAAGAGAUCAAGCUACCUCUGUGAAUCAGGACCUCAGACUCACGAUACAGCCCCAGGCAUUUUUUCUACUCCUGUGUACUCAAACAUGCAACAGAAUAUCCUACAAAAUUGCUUGCAAGAAAAAGUAACUUCUGAAGAACUGUAUAGUAUAAUUCAGAAUAUCAUGACCUGGGUUGUGGCUACAGUGACCAGUAUAUUAUACCCAGCAAUCACCAAGUAUGAAGAAAGGUUGCAAAAUAACACAUAUCCGGUGUCUGAUGACUCAGUCCUCUCUUCAGAUAGUUCAAGUUUCUGCAGCACAUGCAGUGAAGAGUUUACAUAUGGAAACUACACAUCUGCAGCAACUAAAACAUUUCAGACCGAGCCUUGCACAUUUGAACUUGAUAUGUCAGUAAGGAGACCAACCACACCUUUCAAACCUCCUUCUGCCCAUGUAGAAAGAACAGUUGUGGGGACAACAUACCAUAGGACAGGACAAUCUAUAACCUCUGAACUCAAGUACAACAGGGCCAGUUUGGUGUAUUCAUUCCCUAACCUCAGAAGUUGUAAAUCUGAUAGUCAUCUUUUAGUCUCAUUUGAAUCAGCCCCAAAAAAGUCUAAGGAUGCUACCACUGAAACAGAUGGCUUAAUCAGUCCAUUGUUUUGUGAUCAAAAAACAAAAGCUGUGGAUGAGAUGAAGAAUUUAAAGAAUGUCUUUGUUGAUUUUAAAUGUCACUUGAAAGGAGAAACUGAAUUGAUUUUAGGAAGUAUUUUUCAAGAAAUAAUGUCUGAUUUAACCCAGGCCAUUCCCUCUCUCUCCUCUGUUACUGCUGAAGUUUUUGUUGACCAAGAUGAGUCUGAAAAAGAAGACCUACUCUCCAGUGUCGAUAUCUGCUCAGUUGCUUCUGAGAUUGUGGAAAAUAUGCUUGAGAAGUUAGAGUCUGCAGUUGAAAAAAAAUGUGUUGAGAUAUGUUCACAAGAAGAUUUGUCUGUCAACAUUUCACCAAGAUUAACAGCCAGUGAGGAAUAUUUUAUGUCAUCAAAUGGAAAACCUUUAGAAGCUUCUCUGCCUUAUACUUUGGAACCCAUGAGUGACAUUGCAGAAGAUAUGGUGCAAGCCAUUUUAGAGAAGCUGAUGUCUCUUGCAUCUUGCAAGCAAAACGAACUUUUUCAUCUUGAAGACACAAGCAGUCUUUCCAAUCAGCAGCCUAAGAAAGAUCCAACUGGUAUGUUCCUUCAAAGCGAGAGCAGCAAUAAAUGUAGCCCUCAACCUGAAACAGCUAAUUUAAUUGUGAAAGAAGAAAUACAGGGUUUAAUAUCACAUGUUUUUUCCCAGUCAUCUUUAGUUGGUCAUAUAAAAGAAGCAAUCAGCAUUAUACUAGGUUAUGUACAAACUGAACUCAAUAAUGAGAGAUUAAUUGCAUCUGAAGAAACAGUAGUGCUCCUUCAGCUACUCGAUGGUGUCUUCUCCCAACUCCGUGAGGAGUCAGUGGGAGCUGAUGUUCCAAAAAGUAAACAAGCUACAGAGAGAAUUCCUCCUGUUAUUGAAGAAAAAUACAGAUUCACUGGCACUAGGUUAUCUAAUGGUCCCAGGUCUAGAAGAUCAUUUCCACCUGUUAAUGUUCCAGGCAUGGUACUUUAUUCUGAAGAUGAUAAUGAAGAAAUAAACAAAAUUGUGAAAAAUGCUCUUGAUUCAUCUUUCAGAGAUGAAAAAGAAAAAUCUCAAGAAAAGACUCCUAAUCAUUGGUUUACAAAAGAAAACACUUGUUUUGAACACAAAAAAAAUAUUAAAGUAUCUAGAAAGCCUACCUCUCAAAGCAAAAUUGCAUUACAUGAUUGGGGAUUAAAUACUGAGCCACAAUCUCUUAAUAAUGAAGACAUUUUAAAGGAAAACUCCUGCUUGCAUAAAGAUAUUUAUGUUUUCAGCCAAAAUCAAAUGUAUCAAAUACAAAUGGCUUCAGAAAACAUAGUUAAAAAUAUUUUAACAGAAAUGAUCAAGGGCUUAUCUCCUGUUCCUUCUGGUCGCUUAGGCUGCAGAACUAGCAAAGAAGAUUCAGUUUUUAUUUCAGAAAAAUCUCAAGGAUCAUCACAUCAAGAACGGAUGGACCAGAUGUUCUCUGUGUCAGAAAUUAGUUCUGUGGCUCAGGAAAUAACAGAUGCAGUGCUAAAUAUACUUCAUAAGGAAUCAAGCUACAUUCCCAAUACUGCUUCAUCAUCAGUUCAUCAAACUGUUGUAGAUAAUUCUGAUACUUCCCACAUAGUCAAAGACAUGCCAAAUAAAAAGCCAUUAAAUAUAUGGUUUGACAGUGAAAAGAAAAUGAAAUAUUUGUCUUCAAUCAACAUAGAUCCUGCAAGAACUUCCGGGUUAAAAUCUGGAGAAAGUGAUCCUAAACCUGUAGAUGACAUUAUUGAUAAGAUCAUUAAUACAAUUUUUAAAAGGCUGAAGGUAUUUAUUUGCCCAAAAUUGCAAAUGCACUUCAAACCUUCACUUGCAAAGCAUUCUUCAUUACAGAAUCAUCUUAGUACUUACACAACUAAAGUAGUACACAUUGUUUUACGUGCUAUCCAGAAUGAACUGGAACGCAAUAAAAAAGCCUUAAAUCUUAAAGAGAUAGACCAUAACAAAACCCUCCCAUGUAGAGGAUUUUUUGUUAAAACUGAUAAGAAAUCAGGAUCUCUUGUCACAAAUCUUAGUGAUAAUGUUAUGGGAAGUCCAUUACUAACUUUAAUUUGUGAGAUUUUACUAAGUGGAAAUGAAGGUCAAGAAAAUACUUCACUCCCUUCUGAAAAGGCAAGGGCAGAAACUUCAUGUGAACUUCACAGUGCUGAUAAGCAAAACAGUUUUCCAAGUAGUCAGAAUAAGAAAUCUUUGCAAAAACAUUUGGAUACUCCAUGUACUCUCCAGAGUGUCAAUAAUAGAAGUGAUCUCAAAAAGAAAGCCAAAUUGCAAGUUUUAGAUAGAAUUGGAGAAACACUACAUGAAAUGUUAAGCAAACUCACAGGAGCCCAUUCUCAGUCUCAGCCAUCUUGUAGUCAGCAAAACAGAGAGAAGACAAACAGUGACCGGCAAAUGGCUACUACAUUGCAAUCUAAGAUUGAGCUGAUUUCCAAAUCAAUUUUAGAAUACAUCCUUGCAAAAUUAUGUUGUUUUGACAUGGAUACCAGUUUUGCAAGUUCUGGAUCUAAAUCUGUCUCAGAGUCUCUAGAUAUUGACAGUCUAUCAUUUGCUUCAGUUAUUGAGGAAAUGACCAAGUGUACCAGCAUAAUUUCCAGAAUGAUCCAGGAUGAUGAUAAUCAAGAGGUAACUAAAAUCAAGGCAAAAACUAUUUCUCCCAUGUUUUUGAAAACAGGGAGUAAAGAAGACAUACACCCAAACAAACUGAAAGCUAUAGCUUCAGAUAUUCUUAAUACAGUUUUUGCUAAACUAGAAGGAUUUGCCAAUGGAAAUUUAGAAUCUGUGGGUGCUAUCAAUGAAGACAAUAAAAGAAAUAAUAAUAUGAAGUGGGAACGGGAAAGUCAUAGUGUUUUCACAGAUACUCAUGAAGAACCACUACAUUCUGUUUUAUACAUGCAUGCAAAAAAGGUAUCAAGUGCUAUUUUGAAGGCUAUUCAAACAGAAUUAAAUAUGAACCCUUCAGAUUUGAAGACAAGUGUAAAGACUUCACCACCUGAGACACAAGUGCUUAAGAAUAUAGUAAAUUUAAUUUUAGAUGCAGUCUCCUCAAAUAUGUUUAAUGAAACUGAAUCCAAGGAGCAAGACAUGGAAACUUACCGUUACAGGCCAUCUUGUGGAAAUCUUCCUGGAGGAGCUGAAUCAGAUUCAUUUCUGGAUGAUGAUACACAUAGAGAGAAAGAAUUUAUUAGAGACAAAGCAUUAGUAAGAGAAGAAACUAACUCCCAUACUCUUGAACAACGGGUUCUAGAAAGAACCUUAAACAAAAUUGAGGUGAAAUUUAAAGAAACACAUAAAUCUCCAGUUGUUCCCAUUAUAAGAAAUAUCUUGAAUGAAAUUUUUCAAAAUGCUUUAAUCAAGCAAUUAAACUUGCAUGGCAUGCCUCACAAUGUUCUUGAGCCAAUUGCUCAAACAUCUGUUCAAUUUACAGGUAAUAUGAUGAAUCCUUUAGUGUCUGAAAAAGAUGUGACCAUAGUGGCAAAUGAUGUUGUUAGAAUUGUUUUUCAUAAACUUUAUUCAGCUGUUAUGGUAGAAAGAAAUAUAAGAGAAAAUAAGUAUAAAGCCAUUACUUCUUCAACAAAUGUUUCUUUUCAAAAGCACACCUAUGGAGGAAAGUCCUCUGUUCCUAUGUUGGACAGAAACCCAUGUACUUUUCAAUCAAGAUUCAGUGUUGACAAACAAGUUAAUUUAAAUGUAACUGAAGACAUUGUACAGGCAAUAUUGACAAAUUUGGAAACUUUUGCUACUUCCAAAGUAGAAUCUCUCUUUUUCUCUCAAGUCUGCACCAUAGUUCCAGUGGCUUUACCUAACCAGCAAGAGAAAAGUACAUUUAGCAGAUCAUUAUCAGCCAAAGAUUCAUAUUAUGAUGAACAAUUUUCCUAUGGCUCAAUGAAUCAUAUUAAGUCGGGAAAGACCAAUUCGUUGUGCCAAUUGCCUUUGUCAAAAUUAAAUACAUAUGCAACAGAAGUGGCUAAAAAGAUUUUACAAGGAAUCAAACAUGAAUUAGAUAAAGAAAGGGAAAGUCCUUCUUUAACACAUAAUAUUGUGGGUUCUGAAAGUAUUACAAGUCAGGUUGUUAACUCAGUGUUAAGUAUUGUGUCAUGUAAAAGCAAAUGUAACAAAAACAAUUCUAAUAAACAGAAUAAUUCAGAUCAGCAGGAAAGUAUUAUUAAAAAGCUGUUCAAUAAAACUGAAUAUCAAAAAGCACUUCAGAUUCAAAUACAAGAUACUGUUGAAGACAUGAUAUGUGAUAUUUAUGAAAAAAUACUGCAUCAGAAUAAUCUCCCGUUUCCUGCAUCCACUCUGAAAUGUAGCAUAGCUGGUGAACAUUCAGAAACAGAUUCUACAAUGUUCAUUGAAGAGACAAAGAAUAUUAUUCCCAAGUUUUCAGUUCCUAAAUCAGAUGCUAUUUUGCUAGCUACUGAUAUAGUCAAUAUUGUUCUUCAUAGUCUUAGUUCUGCUUUCAUGCUUGGCAUAAAUACAAAACAUCUUAGUUCUGCGAGAUGGCCCAUGACCAUCUGUGAUACAUUUCCAAAAGCAGGUGAACAUCAUGUACUUAUGGGGCCAAAAAGUGAAAGAAAAACAGAAUAUUUUCUGUAUUCAAGAAAUAAGAAAUCAACUUGUGCUAAUGAUAACCAGAUAAAUGUAGUGGAAGAAGAAGAAACCAAGAAAUAUCCCAACCCAUGUGAGGAAAAUGCCAACGUCCUUACUAAAACUAUUUCCAAUAGGUUACAGUUCUUUGCAACAGAAAAAAUAGGUUCAUUAAUUACUCUUGCUUUCCAGCCUAAGGGAAAAUCAGUUGUUAUCCCAGAAUUGGAAAAUUGCAGACAAGAUGGCAGCAGUUUUCAUGAAUCAAGCCAAGUGGAAUCUGAUGUGAAUAUACUGAAAAUAUCAACUGAACCUGUUCUCAGUCAACAGCUUAUAGAUUCUACUUUUGCCAAUUAUGGAGAAAAAAUUGGAUCCACAAUUAAUUUAUCACAAACUAGCCUUACAGAAUAUGCUGACUUCAUUGCCAGUGCUACUUUGAAGCUUAUUAAAAAUGACUUAGAAUUAGAAAUCCAAAAGAUGUACUCAUACCCAAACAAUAUUUCCUUCCAAGAAAACAUUAUUAUGAGUGAAAUUGUUGAUAAUAUCUUAAAGAUUUUGUAUGAUAAAAGGUCUGCAAAUGAAAUAUUGCUUGGAGACCAACAGAAGGAAAAAAACACCCAACUCUCUCUGCUUAGAAAGUAUCCAAUUGAACAAACCCAAAUGAAAUUAGAGAAAGAAAGGCAGAAAAUUGUUUUGGAAGACAUACUUAUGAAAAAUAGAGAAACGAAACAAAAAGAAAAAGCUCAGUUGCUUAGUGCAGUGGAAGAACUUUUGAGAAAGUUAGAUCAAAGAGUAAUACAAGCCCUAGGUCAUUUGCCUCCAUUUAAUGAAAUUCCACAUUUUAAUUCUAAAAUUAAGACAGAUAUAACACAAAACAACUUUUUUCAGAGUGGAGCAAAUGACAUAGUUGAAAGUGUUUUAGAGAAAAUAUACUCUAUAGUUGUGACAUUGUUAUAUGAAGAUACUAAAAGUAGAGGAGAAAUGGAAAUGCCUGAUAACAAUGAGAACUCAAAAUUGUUACCCUUAAGAGAAACCAAACAAAUAGGAAAAGCAAGUAACCCUGCUAGAUAUGUGGUAACACAGGUUUAUCCUUUAGCAGACAGUCAAAAGUUUUCUGUGUUUGGAAACACUUUUUGGCAAUAUUCACCAUCGCAAGUAGGGAAAGAUUUAGUACAAAUGGUUUUCAAUAAAAUCACGAAUUUUCUGUUACUUCAUCUAGAAGAGAGUUUGUCCCCUGAAGAUGGUUCUGAUGAGUCGCAACUUCCAGGGCUAAAUAACUCUAAGGUCAGCUGUAAGGGCAGCCCAAAGCCAAGUUUUAAAACUGGUUUAAAACCAAGAUCAAAAAUUUCUUCAUUGCCUAAGUGUAGAACCAGACAAAAUGUUGUGCAUGGUAGUGGUACUAAAAUCAAAAGCAAGACCAAGUUAAGUCCUGGAGAGAAGACCCUGAAAGAGAGUUGGUCCAAUAUUGCUGUUGGUCUGCCACACAUCCUAUCAACAGGAGAUGCCAAAAACUUACUUGAAGCAAAAUUGCCCACUUCAGAACUAAAAAUAUAUGCCAAGGAUAUAAUAAUUAAUAUUCUGGAAAAAAUUGUGGAAGAAUUUGAAAUGGUGAAACAAACUAGAGCAAUGGAGAAUAUAAAAGCUUUAAAAUCAGAUCAAAUCAUGGCAGCAAGUAAAAUAGUUAACACAGUUUUGCAAGAAUUACAUGCUUCAAAUAAUCACAAUGUGUCUCAUUCGGUCAAAUUGUCAUAUUCAGACCAUCUCAAAGUUUCACAGGGGAUCUUAGGUGCAGGGUCUCUGGCCAAACAACAGUCAUGUUUUUAUUUGGAAAAUGUUUCUUCACAGCUAGAACAGAUUUUCCCUAAAGACAGCAUAUUUAAAAAAAUGUUUGACAAAUGGCAAACAGAAUCAAAUGACAUGGAAAGUGAAAAAUACAAGCUACUGGUGAUAGCUGAAAAUGUUCUGACUGAAAUUUCAAUAAAGGCAAAAAAUUUAGAAUAUUCUCUUUCACUUUUAAAUUUGCCACCUUUUGAGGAUUGUGAAAGUGGGUUCUAUAAUCAUUAUAAAAGAGUUUCUUCUAGACCUGAGAAUGCUAAAGCACAAAUUAAUAUGCUUGGAAGGGAAAUUGUUGAAAUACUAUUUGAAAAAUUACAGUUGUGCUUUUUGUCCCAGAUGCCCACUGUGGAUAGCAAAGCAACUCUAACAAACAGGAAAGAGUACAUAACUGCUACCAGUAAACAUGGCUUUCCAACCACAGGCAUGCUCAGCAAUUUACCAACCUGUAACAUGAAGACAAAAGAUCAAACUUCUGUGGAUUCUAGCAACCAAAAUGUUAGAGAGAUUGUACAAAGGGUUUUAGAUAUUUUAGAGUCAUUUGUGGACUUGCAAUUUAAGCAUAUCUCUAAAUAUGAAUUCUCUGAAAUAGUGAAAAUGCCUAUAGAAAGCCUUACUCCUGUCCAACAGAGACUACUAAGCAAGAAGAUGUUGCCAAAAUUAGAACCACUAAAAAAGUUUUCUGAUGAAUCCAUGUCAAACAGUAUUGUUUCCAAAGAAAACAUUCAGGAUACCCUUCUAAAGGUUCAUUCGUUCCAUUCAGAAUUACUUACAUAUGCUGUCAAUAUUGUCAGUGACAUGCUUGGUACAAUUAAGAACAAACUAGACAAAGAAAUCAGCCAAUUGGAACCAUCUUCAAGUAGCAUAUUGAAAGAGAACACUGCAGCAAGUGAGAUCAUUGGCACACUAAUGGAACAGUGUACUCAUUUCAGUGAAUCUUUGAUCAAAAACCUUCCAAAGGAAAGUUUGUUCCAAGGAGUUGAGAAAGCCUACAUUGUUAACCAUGCUGAAUUAGCAACUAAUAUGAACAUGCCCACAUCGAAGAUAAAAGAAGCCAGUUUGGAAAAUAAUCCUCCUCAAAGGAGAAUCCCUAACUGCUUGUUUGAUUCAGAGGAAAAUAUGAAAAGCAAGUACAAGUUUCCGCCAAAUUUACUCUCAAAUGUCAGAUCCUCUGUAGAAGAUAAAAUUAAAAGCUCAGGGCCAGUGGAAAGGCCAGAUUCAAAAAUUAUGUCCUCGUGCUUUGGAAAUAAUACACAAAGCCCCCAGUCAAGAAAAUCAGUCACUGGCAAAUUUGAUGAGGUUGUUAAGAAAAACAGUUCAGCCUCUGAAGACAGUGUCUUACAAAAACUGUCCAGGAAAGCAAAUGACUCCACAGAAGCAGCAUUUAAACAAGUCAUGUCAUUCAUAGAAGUGGGAAAAGGUAAAAAUCCAAGAGUAUUUUAUUAUGAGACUCCCAAACCGUUUAUUGAGUCAAACCAAAUUCAAACAACUGUUUCUCCACUCAAAAUAUGUUUAGCUGCAGAAAAUAUUGUAAAUACUGUACUGUCAAACUAUGACUUUCCAAGUCAACUACACCCUAAUGAAAGCAUGGAAACGAUGAAACCAUUUUUCAUAUCAAAGCAAAGCCCUUUGACUAAAAUAUCGGGAGGACAAAAGAAUGAGGAGAUAAGUUUGCUUAGAAUGUGGAAUAAAAGAAUCAAUUUUAUGUUUAAAGAAGAAAAUCCUGAAGCCAGCACAGGAGAUUUUUCGUUAUUGCAAAAAUGGCAAAAUGGCCGGUACCCAAUGAAAGCAGAGACCCUGAAAGAAGUUGAAGUCAUUUCUUUUGUUGAUCAUGAACUAGGUCCUAAUGAAAUUCAUUUGGUAGCAAGACAUGUCACCACAUCAGUCGUCACACAUUUCAAGAACUUCAAAACUAGAGUUUCUCCUGAGGAGAAGACGUCUAUCGUUUCUACACUGUCAAAGAAAAAAUAUGAACAAAAACAGCCUCUAAGAAGCAUAUAUGGUGAUUCCUCAAUAUAUCAAUUUUGUGAACAUCUCACCAAGUCAGUAAUUUACCAUUUAACUUCCAGCAUUUCUGAUGACAUCAAAAAGGAUCAAGAGAAAGAGAAAGCAUGGAAAAGCCAAGAUGGAGCGUUUAACAAGAUUAUUUCAAUUCAUUCUUUCAUGUUUGGGAGCAGGUCCAUUUCUCUUGGAGAACUUGCUUUAAGUAUUUCUGAAAUCAUUAUUGAAAUCCUUUUUAAUGGUAACAUUAUAGAAGCUGAUAUUGCACAGCAAAUGAUUUCCAUAAAAACAAAAUACAUUUACUGUCCAGGAGUAGCUUCUGCUGAUUUUGAUAAUCUCUUUCAAGAUCUCUUAACAGGUGUGAUUCAUGUACUAUCCAAAGAAAUAGGAAUAAAUCAUCACUUUGAAAGCAGUGGAAGAAACCAAUCACUUUCUUCACUCAGAAGCAAUAGUGUGUCCAUUUGCAGCAAAACAAAUACAAUAGCAAGACAGACAGUUCCCAUAGAUUCUGAAUCAUCUACUCACCAAAUUGAUCAACUCAUUCAAAAAAAUAAAUUAAAUUACCUAGCACAAAAGUUAGACAGCCUGGCUUGUAGUCUAAAAACUCAUGAAUCCAAAGAAGUAGUCAAUAAAGUUUUUGAUAUUGUUUUAGAUUUAUUUAUGCCAGAUGAAUGCCCAGAUGGAGAUACAGAUUCUGAUAAAUUAGCAAAAACAUCUUUCCCUUCCCCGCAUAAUCAUAGCAAUCAAAGUAAUAGCUUAAGUAGAGGUAACCUGGGACUCUCUUCAAAAUCAGUUUUUCUUCUCAAUGUUAUUUGUGAGAAACUUACUAGAACACUUUUGGAAAAAUGCACAAGCACUGUUUUCCUGGAUAGUGGUUCUUCAUCUGAUGAAAUAUCAAAAGAAUGUCAGCUUUCAAAAAUACUUCAAAGUAUAGACGAUGGUGAAUUUGAUUAUUUUAAGGGAACAAUGGACUGUGAACAACUUCAAGGAGAUGACAUAUUAGGUCUUUGGGAAAAUCUGGCAGAAAUGAAUCAAAAUGUAUUGUCAUCAGAUUCUUUACUUACUAUUAUUUCCCACAGAUUGGUUAAAUCCUUGAUGGAGAAACUAUCUCAAAGUCUCCAACAAGCUCCUGAAAAUCUACCUUCUGCAAACAAUCACUUGAGCUAUAGAACAAAAGAAAUGAAGUCUAGUUUCACAAAAGCACAGGGACCAGAAUUAAUAGAAUCAGGACAAACUAAAGGUUCUUUAGGAUUCAUGAGUUAUGAUGGUAAUUAUCUGAAAGAACCCUUGGAAAAUCCUAUUACUGUUGGCUCCAAAACAAAAGAACCAUUUGGCAAACAAUAUACAGUGAAAUCUUCUUUUCUUAAAAGACAAGAAUCAAAGGAAAUAAAUGCAAUUGUCAUUACCAACAAGCUACAUCAAAGAGAUAUGAAUACCGGUGUUUUUUCAGCUACAUUUUUGGAGGAAAUAAUUUCAGAAUUGUUUUUUAAUCUCUCCAUCUCUUUGUGGGGAAAAUGCAACAAUAUCACUGAGGCUUGUCUCAAUGAGAUAAAUACAUUACUUGUCAACAAUGUAGUGACUGGGUUUAAUAAUGCGCAAGUCAGCGUUCUACGAAAUGAUGAAGAAAGGCUGUGUUUCCCACCAGUGAAAAAAGGAGCUAUUAACAAAAUUGUUGACUCAGUUUAUUAUGAUGUUUUACACCAAUAUGAAUUGAAAGUAACCUGUGGUAAUAAUAUGACAUGUGACAAUACCUCAUUAGCAGAACAAAUAACUAAUGGCAUAUUGUUAGAGAUUUUAGAUUACCAACUGCCAUCUUGCUUCAGAGAAAAGCUCCCAUUUCAAUCCUUUGACCCUCUCAAAGCUGAAAUUAUACUACAGAAGCUUCAAAACAACCUAAGAAAGUUUAUUUUUCAAACUAAGACUUCAGCAACCUAUAGCACUAUGUUAUCACAGUCAUUUUUAGAAGAUGUCAUCAGAAGACUUUUAUCUCAGAUCAUCCCCCCACUCAGUAAGGCUUCCUCUAUGGAAAAAAAAUAUCUAAGGAGUUCAGAUUUCAAUGAAAUGUCUGGAUGUAUAAUAAAUAAGGUUAUAUCAGCCAUUUCAAAACAUAAAAUUGGAUUCACUAUAUGUGAUAAUCAAUAUCUAUGCCUAGGAAAAAACCUUGAAAUAAUGGUCAAUUCUGUUUAUGGUAAUAUUUUGAAAAUGUAUGAAUCUCUUGUUUCAAUACAGAAAAGCAUAAUCAGCCGAAGUCCAAUUAUAGUAGACCAAAUCACCAGUUUUAUUAUCCAAGAGAUUAUUGACAAUCAUCUUCAGCCAUUUUUGGGUGGAGAGGUUUUACCCCGCCCAGCAUCUCCACUAGAUGAGGUAUCUCAUAUGGUUAAACAGGUUCUCAGUGAAGUCAUAAAGACAUACAGACCCCAGCAGCCACUACCCUUUAAUAUUCACCCUGAUUCAUUUGUAAGAAAGAUUGUUACCAGACUUCUAUCAAAAAUUUUCAGCCCAAAGCCUAACACUGAAGUUGAGUUAGAAGAAAUGGCCCAGAAAAUAGUAAACUUAAUAAAUAAUCAUUCUGAGAAGUCUAAAAUUCACAUUCUAUGUGAUGAAAAGGAACAAUCUUACCCCUCUAUAGAUUUAGAUAUUGUGGAUGAACUUGUCACCUCAGUUUAUAGAAAUGUUUUAAAACAGCUUGGGUUAGACGCUGACAUUGAUAAAGAGUUUAAAGAUAAUGAAGUCUUCCUGGAAAAUAUUGCCAAUUUGAUUGUAGCAAAUAUUUCAGAUUCCCUUCUUCACCCAUUCUUUUCUGGGGAUUUGUCAGCUUCUUCCUAUUCUAUUCCGAUGGUAGAGACUAUUGUUCAGGAUGUCAUUAGUAAUGUCAGCAAAUCUACCAAGCCAAACCAGAGUUCACCUCCGUAUAACACCUUGCUGCCAUACACAUUUUUAGAAGAUAUGAUCAAAGUGUUAUUGUCUAGAUUAUUUCCGUGUGAAUGUAGCAUGGUUUCAAACACAGAUGUUCCAAAAGACAUAUCAAGAGUGAAUUUCAAUGAGAUAGCUUCUAACCUAAUCAGUGAUAUUAGAAUGAAAAUUUCCCAGCAUGAAAUUCGAUUUUCAAAAGAUGAAGAAGAAAGCAAGUUUGUUUAUUCAGAAGAUGAUGUUCAGCAUCUUGUUGACUCCGUAUUUGAAAAUAUCUCACAAAACUCUGGCUCUCAAGAAUUAGCUGAGCAAAAUAUCAUAAGCAAUAAUGAUGCCCUUAUUGAUAGAAUAGCAGGUUUUAUCAUUAAAUAUAUUUGUCAAAAACAUCUUCUUCCAUUUUUGGAAGAAAAAUCAUUAUCUUCUUCACCAUACAUGCAGUUUGAUGAUGAACAAAGGCAAUUAUUUUAUGUUAGUGCUUAUUCUUCAGAUUUUUUGGAAGAUGUCAUCUGUGGGGCUUUAAGUAAAAUAUUCCACAGGGUAGUAGGCAUCGUACAAACAAAAUCAGGAAGACACUCUGAAGAUGAACUCUUUGAUAAAGCCGAACAACUCAUACACUUGAUAAUAGGGGAAUUCUCAAAAGCCCAAAUUAGCAUUGUAGAUAAUGCUGAAAAACAACUGUAUUUACCUCCAGUGGAGAAUGAUGUAUUAAAAAAAAUUAUUGACACAAUUUACAGUAAAGUUUUACAAGAAUAUGAAAUGGAAAAAAUACCUGGUAAAGAUUUUCUAAAUGAUACAAUGACAUUGGCUGCAAAAGUAACUAAAGUUAUCCUGGCUGAAAUUUUUGAUUUCCAAAUUCAUCCUGAUAUUAUAGAAAAUCUGCCUUUUAAAUCACAUUCCAAACUCAAUGCAAAUGCUUUGAUUAAGAGAGUUCAGCAUGAUAUUAGUAAAUCACUAUUUCGAAGAAAGGCUUCAACAAUAUAUACUACUAUGUUACCACAUACUCAUUUGGAAAAAAUAGUCACUCAGCUUAUAUCUCAGAUGAGUCCAUUUGACUCCAGUCUAGAACAUUCAGAUACUUCUCCAUCAGACUUAAAUAAAACAGUCAUAAAAUUGAUAACUGAAAUCAUGUCAAUAAUUUCAAAGCAUGCAAUAUGUAUUAUUAAACAUGGGAAUGAAAAACAAAAUACGAUUUCUGAAAAAGAUGUACAAUCUAUGAUUGAUUCCAUUUAUGCUGAUCUUUCUUACUCAAAUUUGUACCAGUCUCUUACAAAAGAUAAGAAAGGCAUAAGUAAUGUACCUGUUUCAAAAAUAGCAAGCUUUAUAAUAAAAGAAAUUUUUAACCAUCAUCUCCAGUCAUUUUUAUCUGGGGAUAAAACUCUCCUUUCAGCUUCAGUUGAUAGAACUUAUAAACAGAAAGAACUAGAUCCUAAACAAAGAAAAUCAUCUUUCAUUGUGAAUUCCGCUGUCUUUUUAGAGGAUGUAAUUUCUGAACUUUUAUGUAAAAUCCUUUAUGCAUUCACAAACAAUGUGUUGGCUGCUGAAAACCCAGAAAGAGCAAAAGCCAGAAUUACUGACAUUGUUACAACAUUAGUAAAAUCAAUUAUUCUGGAGUUUGACACAUCAGAGAUUUUGGUUGCGGAUAGCAUUGAUGAGAAUUUGUAUUUCUCAGAGUGCUAUAAAGAAAUGGUUCAGAAAACAGUAAACAUAAUUUAUGAAAAAAUAUUAGGUGAAUAUAAAUCUCUGAUUCAAGUAUAUAAGGCUAUACAAAGUGACACUAACUCUUUUGGAAAGAAAAUAUAUAACUUACUAUUGGAAGAAAUUUAUGAUUAUCAGAUGCAGUCAUUAAUUUCAGGAGAAUUACUGUCUUCUUCCUACUCUUCCCUUCGAGCUGAUAAUAUCAUCAGAAAUGUGCUCAAUAUCGUCAUGAAAGAUAGCUGUGCCUUUCCAUCAUGCGUUACUGUGUUGCCUCGUUCUCUAUUAGAAGAUAUGAUUUACAAGCUUCUAGUGCAUAUUUUCCCUUCAUCCAGCACAGAAAAUGAACUUAAAGAGGAAGAGUUUCCACCAGAUUAUGAUUCUGUGGAUGCAGCUUCAAAACUGACUGAUGAAAUUAUAGAAGAAAUUUCUGAACAUGAGAUCCGACUCGCUACAGCAGAGGAAAAUGCUGAAAGUAUACAGCUAGAAGCUAUUGAAAAUUUUACUGACUCUGUAUGCAAUAAUAUUUUGAAAAAUUCUGAAUUCCAAGCUGAAGUACAGAAAGAUGCAGACAAAAUCCAAGGAUCCUUUCUAAGUAAAAUAGCCAGCUUCAUUUUGAAGGAAAUAGUGAAUCAUCAUUUACAGCCAUUUUUAAAUGAUGAGGAAUCAUGUUCUAGUGACCUAUCUGACCAUGCAUCUGUACUUGCUAAAUCUGGUAAAGAAAAGACACAGCCUUCUCUAUAUUCAGCUACAUUUUUGGAAGAUGUAAUCGUUGACCUUGUUCACAAAUUUUGUGCUGACCCAACUAUUAUUGAAGAUUCUACGAAAGAAGAAAUGCCAGAGCCUGACAUAGUGGGCUUGGCUAUAAAAUUUGCAAACUCUUUGAUUGGAGAAUUUAGGAAAAGCGAAAUUAAAGUUUUACCACAUGCUGAAGAAAUAUUUCCCUUCCCUCCAAUUGAUAAAGGGGCAGUUGAUAAAAUAUCCAAUUUUGUAUAUGAUCAGUUCAUAGGAAAAUACUCAUCUGAUGACAUUCCAAAAAAUAAUAGUAACAUUGUUGUAGAAAUGAUUGCCACUUUAGCCCAGAAGGCAAUCUCUGCAUUUAAGAUUCAACCACUUUUUUCAGGAAAUUGGUCUUCUACCUUCUUUUCAUUUCUAGAUCCAGAUAACAUUACCCAAAGGGUUCAACAUUUACCACAAAAAACUACACAGAUAACUAGGUGCUUAAAAGGGAACCAACUUACUUUGCCAGAACAUUCGUAUGAACACAGUUCUCUAAGCUCAGUUCAGAAAAAUACAGUGGACACUUUGGAAAUAGAUAGAAAUUUGAUGAAUAGAACAAAAAGUAUCAAAACCAAGGACACAUCAAUGAGAAAAAUUGAUAUCCAAAAUCCAGUAGUUAAUUCUGUAACCACCGUUCUAAAAGGCAAUAUGAUUAACUUGAAGUCAGCAUCAGCUACAGGUGUGGCAAAUAAAAAGAAAGAGAGUAUAAAUAGAUUGAGAAUUCCUACACAAAAAUGCAGUGACAGUAUAUCAAAAGUUACUUCAACUACCAAUAUAAAAAAGAAAGGUACUCAAGAGUCGAAUUUCAAUAAGAUACUUAAAGAUAAUGGAAUUGAGAAAAGAAAAGUUGAGAAGGGAUAUGGGAAUGAAUUACACACACAUAUUUCAGUUGCAACUGAUAACACAGAAUAUGGAAAGAAAGGAAUCAAGCCAGAUAUUGAAAUAGAAAAUGUGAAGAAGAUCGAUAGUACAGAAGAAAGCUCAUUGAAAAAAGAUGGUGUGGCCUUUCAUUUAUCUUAUUUGAAGCCCAAGCAAAGAAAUAUAGGGACUACCACAGACAAAACUUUGGAAAGAUUACAAAAGCCAACCAAUGAGAAGAGGAGAGACUCUUCAGCUCAAAUAGAUAUGGAUGAGGAACAACAUUCAGAGUAUGAAUAUGUUGAAAAUGUCAUAGAAAACAUUUAUGACAAUGUUUUACCAAUACCUUCUCAAGAACCAGCACAUUUUUCAAAACACAGGUACAGCAAAAUCUCCCAAGGUGAUACAGCAUUGAAUGUGAUUAAAAAUGCUGACAAAGAUUUUGCACCAUCAUUUAUAACAAAGGAUUUAUCCCUCUCAAUAAACAAAAAUGUCCCUGCCAAAAUGAAAGAAGAGAAAGAGAGAGAAAAAGAAAAAAUAAGAGAGAAAGAGAUUAAAAGUGAAUCUAGUAAUCCAGACCAACCCCAGGACCUACCAGAAAGUAAACCUAGUAUUUUUCCUGCUACAUUUUUAGAAGAUGUUAUCACUGAAAUGGUUAACAAACUGAUAUUUUCAUCUUCACCAGAAACACAAGCAUGUGAUGAAUAUCCAAAUGUACAUGAUUAUAAAAAUCAAGUUGAACUGUAUGACACAGCUAUGAAACUUAUUGAUUCACUUUUAAAAGAGUUUUCAGAUGCUCACAUUAAGGUAUUUAGGCCCGAUAAAAAAAAUCCGUCUUUUCCGCCUGCCAGUAAAUUGUCUUCAGUUUCUAAUGCACCACCCAGUUAUAAAGAACCAACUACAGGUAAAGCAUCAUCCAGUAUUAAGAACAAAGCUACAGAAAAAAUGCCACAUACCCACAAACAAAUUUCUUCAGAUGAAAUGCCUUUCCUUGAUAAAAUGCUCUCAAUUGAUAAAAUGUUGGUCAAUAAAGUUGUCCAUUCUUCUAUUUGCAACAUUUUGAAGGAAUAUAAAUCUCAAGAUUCUAUUUGCAAGAAUAUAAAUAGUAAUGGGGAAGAUUUAGCUAAAAAGCUAACUAGUGCAGUGAUAAAUGAAAUUUUUCAGCAUCAGCUUAACUUGAAAACUUGUGAUGAUGUUCCAGUUUCAGCCUGUCUGCCUCUAGAAUCGAGAGAUGUUUGUAAAAAGGUCCAAAAGGUAGCCCAGACAGCCAGCAAGGAAUGUCAGACAUCAUCACCAUAUACCAUAAUACUAUCAUAUAAAUUUUUAGAGGAUGUGAUUGCUGCUCUCUUGUCAAAAAUUUUCUCAACUAUAUCCAUCACCAGCUCCAAAGUAAAAGCUUCUGAAGGCAGUAUACUCACAGAACUGGAUUUCCUUCAAAUGAAGUUACUAAAUACUGUUGCAACAGGAAUCUCCAAAAGUGAAGAUAUAAAUAUUCAAUAUGUAGAAACCUUACAUCCCAAUAAUGAUGAAAUUAUUCAAUUAAUAGUUCAGUCUAUAUAUAAUAAUCUUUUACCACAGUUUGGAUCCCAAGAGAUCAUACAAAAUUGUGUAAUUAGUGGAUGCAGAAUCCUUUCAGAAACUCUAGUUGAUUUAAUUAUACAAGAAAUAGCUGGCAAUCAGUUGCAGAAGUAUUUUUGCGGAGAGCUAAGUACAUAUCAGUAUGCAGAAGUUGAUAGUAUUGUUGAAAAUAUUCUUAAAGACGUUAUCCAAACUACUGGUGUCCCACCGCCUGAACCAUCACAAGUUAAGCUUUCAUAUAACAUUAUAGAAGAAAUUGCCGUAAAAUUUUUAUCAAAGCUUUUAUCAGUGUUUCCAAAAGUGCAAAAGGAAAGAACCACUCCUCGAGAAACUGAAGUGCAGAGAAUAAUAUCAAAAAUAUUAAACUCAAUACAAGAAUUUAUCUCCAAAAGCAAGAUUAAACUUGUACAACCAGCCAAGGAAUUCCCCACUGUACCUUUAGCUGACAAUGCAAGUAUUGAAAAAAUAGUUAACGCUGUUUAUACUAAUAUUUUAAACCACUCUGGCUCUUAUACUUCUAUAUUUAAAGACUUAAUGGGUAACAGCAAUGUUCUCUCUGAUAUAAUAGCUUUUUUAAUGGUGAGAGAAAUUUCCAAUUCUGAAUUUCAGCCUCAAAUAGAGGAAGAAGUGUCAAGUACAGAAUUAGUUCUGGAAGCUGUCAAAGUUAUGGAAAAAGUGAUCAAAAUUACUGAUGAAUUUAAGUUCCAGGACAAAUCUUCAUCUCAAAAAUUUUCUAUGUUAGAUGGAAAAUUUUUAGAAGAAAUACUGGCCUUAUUGUCAGCUAAACUGGUAAGGACACCAAGUGCCUCAAGCAAAGACACAAGCGACAUGUCAAAGCCUAAGUUAAAUAAAAUUGCAUCUCAACUGACAAAAUCUGUAACAGCUGAAAUUUCUAGAAGUAAUAUUAGUCUUAUAGCUGCCGAUCCUGGAAAACACUUUUCAAAUCCAGAAAAUACAGAAAUGGUUUCUCAGGUUGUUAAUUCUGUUUACAGUAAUGUGUUGCAAUAUUCUGGAACAAAUAAAGAAAUUUAUAAUGUAAAAGAUACAAAAAUACUACUCCCUGAUAAAGUGGCUAGUUUAAUCAUUGAUGAAGUUUUAAAUUUCCCACUAAGUACAGUUAGUACAAAAAGUACAAAUUCUGGUGUCUUCGGAGAUCUAGAUCUCAAUAGAAUUGUUGAAAAGGCUCAAGAACAUGCUGUUAAAAUGAUGCCUGACUUACACGAAGAGUCAGAUCAAUAUUUUUAUGAAGAAGAAUUUCCAAUUAAAAUAGUUCCACAUGUUGGGAAAAAACCAAUCAAAAUAGAUCCAAAUAUUGUUUCAGAACACUUAGCAGUCAUUUCUGUGAAAACACAACCACUUGAGAAAAUUAAGAUGGAAUGUAUAAAAAGAACAGGACAUAGCAUAGCAGAACUGAGAAAAGCAUCAUUAAAUGGGAGAAGUUACUCCUCCCUAGACUUAUAUACUUUAGGAAGCAAAAAGAAAGAAAGACGUAUCUCAUUGAAUAUGACAGGACGACUGGAUGUAAAACCCCUGGAGGCCGUUUGCAGAAAUUCAUUUCAGAAUAUAAGAAAACCUGAUAUCACCAAGGUAGAGCUUUUAAAAGAUGUUCACUGCAAAAGAGAUCUUAUCACUCGUUUAGUAGCUCACGAUAUUGAUCAUGGAGAUUCAGAAAGUACCAUAGGAGACGUCAUUUCUGAUGAAGAUGAAAUUGUUUUAGGAGAGGUUAUUGGACAAGAAGAAUGCAUACGUGAACUAAGUGAAUGUCAAGUGAAAGAAGUCAUGAAGACGCCAGCAAGCAAAGCGGCUUCUCCCAAAACAACAGUAAGCACAGGCAGCCUGAAAAGGUUUUUAGCACUCAGCAAAUGCUGUCAGCCUACAUACAGUGCAAACAUAGAAAGUAUUGAAGCCAUCUCAAAUCUGAGAAUAGAAUCUAAUGAGACACAAGUUAAAAGAGCUGUUGCUAAGCUUGACAUGGCCACAACAAAAAUCUUGACUGAAACAAACACUUCUAGGGAGAAAAAGUUACAAUGUAAGAAGGAAGAAAGGGUUCUUGUUGCCGAACCAACACAUUACUUACUACAUAGAAUUAUGAGUUCAUCUUCAUACAACCAAGAAGAUUUCAUUUCAACUGUCAGUGAGACUGAAGAUUAUAACCCAGAUCCCAGUGCUACAAUAUUAGAAGAAAGUUGUCGGGAACAAAAGCCAGAGAAUGCAAGCAGUGUUAAGUUCAUUACCAUCUUCGAAGGAACCAAUGAUGUUAUUGGCAAUAUGUAUUCCUCAAAGGAAGCCAUUUCAGAAACUCCCAAACCCAAUGUUUCCAAACAAGGAUCUAAUAUGUUGGCAAAAGUAUCUUCAGUUCUUUCAAAGGUGUUUUCCCGACCUAACACUGACAUUUCUAAAUCUUCCUCACCAUCUAACCAGAACAAGUAA
Lepus europaeus (European hare) is the source of this 20682-nucleotide messenger RNA. It is a transcript of the gene FSIP2, whose product is annotated as fibrous sheath interacting protein 2. The coding region runs from base 1 to 20682 and encodes 6893 amino acids. The transcript is spliced from 24 exons. Lineage: Eukaryota; Metazoa; Chordata; Mammalia; Lagomorpha; Leporidae. The record is from RefSeq and is a predicted model, not a curated record.